GCCUGUGAUCUCACUAGCGACACACGUACUCCAUAAGCAACCUUUUAUUUCCAAAAUGUCUUACUACGCUAACAACGAAUAUAUCAUCGCCACAAACAAUUCGAUGAAUGAAAACAAAUACAACAGUGAGAAGAUGAAGAACAGUGGCUUCAAAGCUCUCCUAAAGCCUUUGAUGAAGAUCAUCAAGAAAACAACAAAACGGGUUCCCGCCAAAACCUGCGACACGUGCUACGAGGACGAGCAGAACCUGAACAACGAGAGGCUGGAGCGCAAAAUUUAUGCUGAAGUAGAAGCAUGCCAAUCCGGUGCUGCAUUCCUCGUAUACAAUGAAGAUUCCACAUGCGAUAUUGUGCCAGUGACCCCUGAAAACUUCUACGUGCCAGUCCAUUUCGCGAGAACAGAAGCCGGCACUUUCUUCUGGACGACAGUUUCGAAACACGAAGCUGACUUCGCCGAAGCACACUGCUACACCGAGUGCCAAACCCCAGAGCAGCAAUAUCCAAUCAUGCAAGACCGCUGGGUUCAAGCCUAAAUCAAACAAAUGUCGACAAAAAUCAGUGUCUUCCUCGAAAGAAACCAGUGCUCGCUUCGUUGGUUUCUGCAAUCGUCUGUGAUGUUAGCUUUAAUUUAGAAUAUUCAAGGUGCCAUAUAGGGUUAAAUUAGAAUUAACUUAGCUCAACAUUCGUGAUAACUCCUCGAAAGCUUUAAUUGUAUUUCGAAUAUGUUGUGAUAUUUUUUUAAUAUUGUUGUAUUGUAUAAAUUAAUAUCGAUUAGUGUAUUGAGCUUAAUGUGAUCUUCCUUGUACGAGCUUUAAUUUUUUUAGGAUUAGUAAUUUAUUUAU
Messenger RNA from Achroia grisella, 841 nucleotides. RefSeq names its product enhancer of split malpha protein-like (gene E(spl)malpha). The record is from RefSeq and is a predicted model, not a curated record. Gene Ontology annotation, biological process: Notch signaling pathway; sensory organ development. The transcript has a single exon. Bases 56 to 532 code for a protein of 158 amino acids. Lineage: Eukaryota; Metazoa; Arthropoda; Insecta; Lepidoptera; Pyralidae.